Messenger RNA from Gossypium arboreum, 1539 nucleotides. RefSeq names its product probable leucine-rich repeat receptor-like serine/threonine-protein kinase At3g14840. The record is from RefSeq and is a predicted model, not a curated record. Gene Ontology annotation, molecular function: protein binding. Lineage: Eukaryota; Viridiplantae; Streptophyta; Magnoliopsida; Malvales; Malvaceae. The transcript is spliced from 13 exons. Bases 237 to 1301 code for a protein of 354 amino acids.
AACAUCCAAUUCACACUACAAUAAUUGAAUGGUUCUCUUAUCUCCAAGUGUACACUCUACCUCUCUUUUUCCAUAUUUUCUUCCUCUUGCGUUUUGAUUCAUUUUCAAAGAAACUUCCCAAACUUUCAGAAUUAAUCUAAUAUCUUUAUGAAAAAACCAAUCUUUCAACCCAUUUUUUUGUUCAUUCAAAUCAAGCAAAAAGGAGAUAUUGAAUCCCUCUCCAAAAAUCUUCCAACAUGUUCAUUCAUCGACUCCUUUUUCCUUCAAUAUUCAUAGUUUCUUGCCUCACAACGCUUACAAAUGGAGCUGCACUUCCAAAUGACGAAGUGGAAGCUUUGAAAACAAUCGGUAGGACAUUGGGAAAGAUAGAUUGGAACUUUAGUAUUGAUCCAUGCAGUGGAGGGGAUGGUUGGUUGGACCAACCUACACUUUAUUAUGUUAAUAAUGUUACUUGUGAUUGCUCCUUCAACAAUAACACUACGUGUCAUGUCAUUCACAUAGUGCUCAGUGGACAAAACCUCUCAGGUACUCUCCCAUCAAACUUGACUGGUCUGCCUUUCUUGCAAAAAAUUGAACUAAUUCGCAAUUAUCUUAGUGGCAUCAUUCCUUCAGAAUGGGGUUCUGCAACGCAACUCGCCCACAUUUCACUUCUUGGAAAUCGAUUAACUGGUUCAAUACCGAAAGAGCUAGCAAAUCUCAAAAAUCUUAUCAUCUUAAUCCUUGAAAACAAUGGUCUUUCAGGAAUUUUGCCUGCAGCAUUAGGGAAUCUAUCCAAAAUUGAGCGAUUGCAUCUUAGUUCCAACAAUUUUAUUGGAGAAAUACCUGAAACGUUUGCUAGACUAACUUCAUUGAAGGAGUUUCGGAUUUGUGACAACAACUUUACGGGACAAAUUCCUGAGUUCAUAUUCCGAAAUUGGACCAGUCUGGAAAUGAUAUACAUGGAGGCAAGUGGUUUGAGUGGGCCAAUUCCAUCCAUUAAUCCUUCUUUUGAAAACGUAGAAUACCUAGUAAUUAGUGACUUGAAUGGAGCUGAUACAAGUUUUUCACAACUACUCAUAAAUGCCAGUUUACCUAAAUUGAAUAGACUGAUGUUGAGGAGUUGCAAUCUUGUUGGAGAGAUAGCUGCUCCUUUUGAGAGAUUCACAACAUUAAAGAUUUUAGAUCUCAGCUUUAACAGACUCCGUGGAAAAAUUCCAGAAGAGCUUUCUGCUCUUGUUGAUUUGGAUUAUUUGUUCUUAAAUGGAAACAACUUUACUGGAACAAUCCCUUCAUGGAUACUGAAUACAACGGGGAAAGUGUAAGAUUCACAUCUUAAUUAGUGUUGAAUUCGAUUGUUAUAUGCUUAACAACUUUGAUUAACCAAAAUAAAAUUAAUUAGCUUUUAAUAGAUUUGAUGCCGAUAGGGCUUAAGUGUUAAAUGAUGGGAGGUGCUGGAGAGAGUCCUAAAGAUAGUAGAGCAAAGAGACACUCAUAUUCUCUUACACUCAUAAUAUUGUAUUCAUCACUUACAACCUUUAUAUACUUGUUGCACAUGAUUAU